AUGCCGAGUGAGCGAAAUUCACCGUUCAGACCGAGCAGCAGGCAGGAGAGUUUGUUGCCCCAAUGGAGCCGGGAUCAAGGGGUUGGCGGGAGGGGAGCCACGGAUGAUUUAGAGGGGAGGAAUGAUGAGCGGCUAGAAGGACUUGUGGGGAGGGUGAAGAUGUUGAAGGACUUGAGCUAUGGGAUAGGAAAGGAAGUGAGGGAUUCAGCCGUCCAGUUCACCGAAAUGAAUGACGCCUUCGCAGAGACGGGCGGGAUUCUCACAGGCACUUUCCAUCGUCUGAACAAAAUGGCAAAACGACAAGGUGGCAACUGGUGCUGGUUUAUUAUGUUCCUCGUGUUCGUCUUUUGGAUAUUUGUGGUUACCUGGUGGUGGCGCCGAUGA
Messenger RNA from Dacryopinax primogenitus, 384 nucleotides. RefSeq lists its product as uncharacterized. The transcript is spliced from 3 exons. Gene Ontology annotation, biological process: endoplasmic reticulum to Golgi vesicle-mediated transport. Lineage: Eukaryota; Fungi; Basidiomycota; Dacrymycetes; Dacrymycetales; Dacrymycetaceae. The coding region runs from base 1 to 384 and encodes 127 amino acids. The record is from RefSeq and is a predicted model, not a curated record.